AUGCGCGAACAAAUUUGUGGAACAGUAUUAUAUCUCAUCAUCACGGCGGUCUUAACUGCCUGCUGUUGCCUCCGCCACUACGAUUCACACGCCUACACCCUAUCUGACCGUGAUGUUGGUUUGAAAGCGACCGAACCAAACGGUCCUAUUCGAUUUCGCUCCAAACCCCAUCCGGUCGCAAAGAGCAAUGGCACGGCCAAAUACACUUUGUUUCGCGUCAGCAACAGUAAGACAGAACUGAGAUUUACAUGCGGUUCGACGAUCAUAUGGACCCUGAAGGUGAAUACUCGGUUCAAAGAUUAUCUACAAGCAUUAUUGUCAACUCUUGUCUGGUUCUUUAAUAAAAUAGUACAGUUGACUUUGAAGGAUCGAAAUACUCGAACAUUGCCUGCCAAGCAUGAUUAA
This is a messenger RNA of Exserohilum turcica Et28A, 405 nucleotides long. RefSeq lists its product as uncharacterized. The transcript has a single exon. The record is from RefSeq and is a predicted model, not a curated record. NCBI's taxonomy places the organism in Eukaryota, Fungi, Ascomycota, Dothideomycetes, Pleosporales, Pleosporaceae. Bases 1 to 405 code for a protein of 134 amino acids.